AUGAGCUUUUGCAGUUACCUACGGAAUGGAGCGAUUAGUCGCAGCCAGUUUGGCUGGACCGUUUCGGCUCCGAUCGGUAGUCACUGUCAACGCUUGAUCCCUGGCGCGAGUUUGAUACACAUCAUUGGUCUGUGAUGCCACUUUCGACACCCGGUUCCCAUCGUCUCUCGGACUCUGCUGAUACCGAACAUGUUUCAGCACAUUGCUCUUACCGAACCGACGUUAAACAAUUUCAAUAUGGAAGAUCUCUGGAUUGAGUAUGACGAAAGCGAGCUGUACGAAAACUUUUGCGAGUUCUACUACGAUCUGGUGCCUGAACUCGAGCGAUACGGUUCAAUUUCGAAGCUGGUGAUUACUCGAAAUCUACUCACGUUUCUUCGUGGAAACGUCUAUGUUGAAUAUAAAAGGUAG
This is a messenger RNA of Soboliphyme baturini, 411 nucleotides long. The record is from the annotation of a GenBank genome assembly. NCBI's taxonomy places the organism in Eukaryota, Metazoa, Nematoda, Enoplea, Dioctophymatida, Soboliphymatidae.